This is a messenger RNA of Branchiostoma belcheri (Belcher's lancelet), 1361 nucleotides long. RefSeq names its product fatty acid hydroperoxide lyase, chloroplastic-like. The transcript is spliced from 3 exons. The record is from RefSeq and is a predicted model, not a curated record. Gene Ontology annotation, biological process: sterol metabolic process. The coding region runs from base 45 to 1361 and encodes 438 amino acids. Gene Ontology annotation, molecular function: heme binding; monooxygenase activity; iron ion binding. NCBI's taxonomy places the organism in Eukaryota, Metazoa, Chordata, Leptocardii, Amphioxiformes, Branchiostomatidae.
CAGGCACUAUGUACAGCACAGGAAAGAUUCGUUUGUUUUGAACCAUGGGUGUCUGCAUGAGCAACACCAGCGGACUACUGGAGACGAAGAAGUCGGGACCUCACGCGCUAAAUCCCCGAGGAGAACACCCUGCUAUCGCCCGUACAAACGUCGGGGUCCCCUGUGUCAGCCUGUUGACUCAAGAGACCAUCCACUAUGUCUUCAAUCCGGACUUAGUGGACAAGGAGCAAUGUUGCUUUGGCUACAGCGAAGUACCCGAGACUGUCCGGAGGGGGCAUUGUCCGUCCAUGUUCGCAAACGGAGAAGAACAUCGUCGUAAGAAAGCCUUUUUGAUGGAUGUCUUGAAGGAAUGUAAGAAUAGAGUCCCAUCUCUUCUCCUCAAGACAAUCCUGGGGCACUUUGAGGAGUGGUCCCUGCUCAAGUCAGUUCCAGACUUUGAAGACAGAGUUUAUUAUAUCAUCAGUGAGGCCUUGACUGAGGCCGUGUUCGGGACGAAGCUUGACGGGCGUCUGGCUCUAACAUGGCUGAACGGAAUGAUCCAACUCAAAACGUGGAUUCCGAUGCCGGCCUACAAGAAAAAACACAACCUUGCCAUGGAAGCCCUCCCCAAGCUUCUCCAAAGUAUCGGGGAAUCGCCGAAGUACGAAGAGCUGACCCGUUUGUGCCGACAACAUAGUCUCCAGGCGGAGGACGGUAUGGUGACUCUCAUGUACGCCGUCUUGUUCAACGGGUGCGGGGCGGUGACAACCGCCAUAGUUACCUCCGUCGCCCGCUUGCAAACCAUCCUUGCGUUUGAGAAGAAGGAUCUCCAAACGACGACGCAGCAAGUAAUCAGCGAGUUCGGAAACAUGACGGAAGAAAGUCUUGGGGAGAUGAGAGAGCUGGAGAGCUUUCUGUUAGAGGUUCUGCGCAUGCACCCGCCAGUCUUCGACUUCUGGGCUGUGGCGAAAAAAGACUUCACGGUUUCGGCGGGGAAGGUUAAGGAGGAGGUUCGCCAGGGGGAGCAGCUGCUCGGUAGUUGUUUCUGGGCGCAGAGGGACGUCUCGGCGUUCCUCAACCCGGGGCUCUUCAGGUGUCGCCGCUUUCUGGACGAUGAAGAAAAGAAAAAUCAUCUUGUAUUUUCUCAUGGAAGAUUCUUGGAGGCAGCUAGCCUGGACAACCACCAGUGCCCUGGGAUGGGCAUUGCGUUCAUCCUGAUGAAAGCGACCCUAGCGGUUUUGCUGUGCUACUGCAGCUGGGACUUACAAGACAUGCCCGUCUGGUCAGACAUGACGAGUCGGCUGGGAAAACCGGACCAACUGGUCUGCUUUACAUGGUUCCACUUCCACUCAGCUGAGGCCAGACGUGCACUGGGACUGUAG